This is a messenger RNA of Nylanderia fulva, 2239 nucleotides long. RefSeq lists its product as uncharacterized. Gene Ontology annotation, cellular component: HAUS complex; mitotic spindle microtubule. Gene Ontology annotation, molecular function: microtubule binding. The record is from RefSeq and is a predicted model, not a curated record. Gene Ontology annotation, biological process: spindle assembly. Lineage: Eukaryota; Metazoa; Arthropoda; Insecta; Hymenoptera; Formicidae.
CUCUGGUUUACAUCGAUUGCUUUAAAUUUAUUUGGCUUCAUCAAUCUAAAAAUUAUAAUUGUUAUUAAAAAAUUACACGGUCAUGCAUUGUGUUUUUUUACAGCCUGAUAUUUGCGAAAAGGAUAAAAAUAUGAAUAAUUAUUUUUAAAAAGAUCAUUUUAAAUGAUAACAAAUGGGAGUUUAGGGUUAUCUGUUUAUUAUUUAUGGUUUUUUUUGCACAGGUAUAACAAUGGAUCUAUUGUUGCUGAGAAAAUUUCGUAGAGAAGACAUGAAGUUAUUUCGCAUUAUGCAUUAUGUAAAAAAAUUACACGAAAAUUCUAUGUAGAAUUUUCCUUGAAAUUACCAACGUUUUGUAUACAAGAGCUAAAUAUGUUAUUUGAGGAAAGAAUUUCCAGUUCCACAGUUGGAAGAAAAUUCUUCUAUAAUCCAAUCUAUAAUCAAAUGUUUUGUAUAGGUCAAACACACAUAUUGCCACUUGUGUAAUGUAAAUAGAUCAUUGAUGAAACAAACUCGAAUCGAAUUUUUAUCUCUACGUAAUUAUAAUGAACAGAUUGGAAGAUAGUCAUAUUAGAUUCAUUAGAUCAUCCUUUUAUAAAAAUGUAUGUUUGCUCACACAAAUGGUACUACCGUCCAAUGCAUUUCAACAACACUUUAGACAGGGUAUGUUUGAUAAACCGAAUACGGCUGGUUUCCUGCAUGUAUCUCAUUAUCUGUCAAUUGUAUACGACGCAACACUUUUUAACCAAAUCGUCAAUUGGCCGAUAUUGUGCAAAAAGGAUGAAGUAACAUAUCGUUUUGAGAUAAAGAACUUUCUUUCCAUUCUUUCGCAAGACAACCCUGACAUCAACUUCCCAUCAAUAUUGCUAUCUCAUCUGAUUCAAUCAGGAGGGAGCAAGUUUCUGAUUAUCAUGUGGAAGCUGUCGCAAGUCGCGCUUAAAAGUUACCUUAAACGAGAAUUUCAAGGAGAAUUGUGCGAUGCACCACGCACAGGUCCAGUGGAUGAUGUAACUGUAACAUACUUUAAUAAUGUAAUUGCUAAAAAAUGUAGUAUUAUAACAGAAACUCAUGAGGAAACACAGAAAAUUCUUGAUACUGCAACUACCUUUUACAAGAACGAGAUUGAAAUAUUAAAUACGUAUAAAUCGGAGAUUUUCGAUAGAAAAGAAGACAUAGAAAGACUAGCUCUUAAUACACUAAUGUCAUCAUUCAUUCAAAAACGAUUGAUAGAUGUAGAAGAUAUAAAUAUCAUAAGUUUAUGGAGAAGAAACAUUUCUGAGAAAAUGCAAUAUAUAUACAAAGAGAAUAAAAAAUUAAUUAUAUUAAAAGAAUCCUGCAAUCGUUUGUACAAACUUGUCCUGAAGAUGAAUACAAAUUCUGGAAUACUUGAUGCAAAUAAGUUUCCCAAAAUUAACUACAAUAAUUUCUUAUUAGAGCAAUCAACAAUUAAUACAAUCAACAAUUUAUAUACGGAUGGUUCCACUAUUUCAUUCUUCACUUUACUUACAUUGCUCUAUCUAACAUUUAUACGAAUGUUAUAUCAUAUAAACGCUGCUGAUUUCUCAGAUCUAUCGCCAUGUUUAUUAUUUAUUCAGAAUGUUUGCUAUCAGACAAAAUUUCUGCAAAUGCUGUUUAAUGCACUGAACAAUAGAAUUAAUAGUAUAUAUAGGGACGAACAAUAUUAUUCUCGAGAAAAUAAAAAUGCUUAUACCAAUGCUGAUACAAUUAACAAAUUAGUAUCUGCAAAUUGCAAAAUAUUGCAAUCUCCCAAAAUUAAUUUUAACUUGAAUAAAUGUGUGGAUGAUAAUCUUUUAUAUGAAAAAUUGUGCUCAUCUGUUAAAGAAAAAGAUAAGGAUUUAUUUAAAAGAUAUCGUGCACAAAAAUAUCGUCCAUCCCACGAGUUGUCUACAGCAUUAUCAGACUUCAACAAUUCUUGGAGCAAUAUGAGUGGAUGGCUAUCUCCCUGUAAACAUUCCAUUAAGCGUAAGCAGGUUUUGGUGAAUGGAAAACCAUUGUCGCCCUUGAAUCUAAAACGUUCAAGAGAAAACAUAUUGUACAGCUCGAGUGUGAGCUAUGAAGGACUGAAUUUAACACCAAGGAAACGACGCUCGAUAUCUAAAAUCUAAAGAUGAAAUAGUGUAUAACUGAUCCUCUGCUUCGCCCGUUUUCGCUCUUCGUAUAGGUGCUCGGAUUGAGAAAAUUGAAAGAAAAACUGAAAAUAUAUUAUUUUUGUCGAAAAUAA